AUGGGCUUCAAUACUCAUGCGUCGGGCACCAAUGAUCCGCCUGCAGUGCGGAACUGGCGUAUCCAUCUGAUCGCCUUGGUGGCCAGCAUGUCUGCGCUCGCCAUGGGAUACGACACCGCAGUUAUUGGAGGCACAAUGGCUCUUGAAUCCUUCAUCCGAGACUUUGGACUCGACACGGCCGAAAAGACGGAGCGUGAUACGCUCCAGGGCAACAUUGUGUCGACGUUUCAAGCCGGUUGCUUCUUCGGUGCUCUCCUCACCUUCCCCAUUGCUGAGAAAUGGGGUCGCAAAAAGACCAUCAUCGGCGCAGCCUUGGUCUUCUUGCUCGGCGGCACGCUGAUGACGGCUGCCAAUGGUAAUAUGAGCAUGGUGGUUGGUGGCCGAGCCGUAGCUGGACUCGGAAUCGGAGCCUCCUCUCUGACUGUACCUGUCUACAUCGCCGAGACUGCUCCACCAUCGAUUCGUGGUCGACUUGUUGGUAUCUUUGAAAUUGCCUCACAAGGAGGUGGUAUGCUUGGCUUCUGGAUCAACUAUGCCACCGAUCGCACUAUCGAUGUCAACUCCAAGACUCAGUGGAUCAUCCCCCUUGCUCUUCAGCUGGCUCCUGGCUUGGGACUCGCCAUCGGAAUGACUUGGUGUCCCGAGUCUCCUCGAUGGCUUGCACGUGGCGAUCAGUUUGAGGCCGCCGAGAAGGUGCUCACCAUGAUUCGAGGACUCCCGUCUGAGCAUGAGUAUAUCCGUCAUGAGAUGGGUGAGAUCAGAGCCCAAGUGGAGGAGAGAAGUACGAACAAGAUGAGCAAGAAGGAUCAGUUCAAGAAGCUGUUCCAGAAGGGUGUCCGCAACCGCAUGGGUAUUGGCAUGGCCCUCAUGUUCCUUCAGAGCUUCACUGGUGUCAACAUCAUCACUUACUACGCUCCCCGAAUCUUUGAGAGUCUCGGAGUUCCAGGCACGUCGUUGAAGUUGUUCUCGACCGGCUUCUACGGGAUCGCCAAGACGCUUGGCAUGUUCCUCUUCACAUUCUGGGUGGUUGAAAAGGUCGGUCGGCGCAAAGGCUUGAUCUGGGGCGCCGCGCUUGGCUGCAUCCCCAUGUGGUAUAUCGGAGGCUAUGUAAUGAGGGCUGACCCGGCAGCUGCCGCCGCCGCCGGGGUUAUCAACCGUGAUGGCUGGGGAUACCUGGCCAUUGUGUGCGUCUACAUCAACGCCGUUAUCAUCUGCGCGACUUGGCAGGGCAUCACCUGGACGUAUGCAUCUGAGAUCUUCCCGCUCGACAUCCGCAUGCUGUGUGUGGCUGUCACUACGGCCGAUACCUGGUUGGGAUCGUUCAUCAUUGCUCGAUCGACGCCUUAUAUGAUUUCUGAUCUUGGAUACGGAGCCUACUUCUUCUUUAGCGCCAUCUUGGUGUGUAUGGGUAUCUGGUCCGUUUUCUUUGUCCCAGAAACGAAAGGCAUAUCUCUCGAAGAGAUGGAUGCCCUCUUUAUGAAGCCGGUCUACAAGACGGUAUGGGCACAAAUACGGGGCAAAGAAGUGCUGGCCGCUGAUCGCCCCGACUCUCCAUUCGAUGAUGACGAGAAGGCAAAGGAGCUCCGAAUACCGUAA
Messenger RNA from Fusarium keratoplasticum, 1596 nucleotides. RefSeq lists its product as uncharacterized. Gene Ontology annotation, biological process: transmembrane transport; carbohydrate transport. The transcript has 4 exons. Gene Ontology annotation, molecular function: carbohydrate:proton symporter activity. Bases 1 to 1596 code for a protein of 531 amino acids. NCBI's taxonomy places the organism in Eukaryota, Fungi, Ascomycota, Sordariomycetes, Hypocreales, Nectriaceae. The record is from RefSeq and is a predicted model, not a curated record. Gene Ontology annotation, cellular component: membrane.